CAGAUCUUCUCUCCUUUACUCAAGAUGACCGUACAGACCCUCACUCCUUUCUACCCAUACGACUAUAUCAUAUUCUACAGAUGGACAUCCCCGGAUGGCACCUAUGAGCGGGGCCGAGUCAUUGCCCGCCUGGUAACAGAGAUGCUCAAGAAACGAAGUCGUCAGGUCUGGCUCGACCAACUCGAAAUGCAACGAACAACAACACCGACACAAGUCGUUGGGAAGAUUGCGGAAAUAUUUCUCAAAGUGCCCCAGGUGAUUAUCCUUGCUGGCCCGGGUGACUGGCUCCGCUUUUCCGAUUCCAACGAUAUCCACCGAUGGGAGUGGGAAUUAAGUCUUCAGAGUGACAAGAAAAUCUGGCUCCUGCAAUAUGGGUUACCCGAGGGGAUGUGUGCAUUGUCUGAUACAGAGCUAUCAAAGAGCUUGCGAGGACACUGCCCUCGGAUAGCUGAAUUAGCGAGCAAAAAGGAUAUCCAGGCACGGGUAUUAACUAUGGAUAAUAUUGAUGAAAUACUUAGGGAGAUUACUGAGGCCUACUAGCGUGAACCAAGUUAGAUAGGUGCAUGGUAGAUGCGGAGAAGGAAUAGGGCCCUGAGGCGGUUGGGACUGUGGGGGGUUAAUCAGGGUCCAGCCAUCGAUGGUCAGACCGAGACCAGGGAGCCACCGGAAGUCAGCGUGUAUUGCACAGGCUAUAUAGAGAAGCACCUGCCAGUGUACGCACAAUAUUCAAGAAUAUACCUGCAUUUGUCAAUUGGAUGUACAUCGUUCAGUUCCUACUUCCACACGAUAGCCCUUCACGAUCAAUAAGUUCAAUCAAGUAUUGGUUAUAUUUUCAGUUCAGACUUGUCUUGUUUCUCUAUUCAUUACUCAGCAAUGCGUUCUUCUU
Messenger RNA from Aspergillus ruber CBS 135680, 886 nucleotides. RefSeq lists its product as uncharacterized. The record is from RefSeq and is a predicted model, not a curated record. The transcript is spliced from 4 exons. NCBI's taxonomy places the organism in Eukaryota, Fungi, Ascomycota, Eurotiomycetes, Eurotiales, Aspergillaceae. Bases 25 to 540 code for a protein of 171 amino acids.